Messenger RNA from Myotis myotis, 2585 nucleotides. RefSeq names its product inositol 1,4,5-triphosphate receptor associated 2. Lineage: Eukaryota; Metazoa; Chordata; Mammalia; Chiroptera; Vespertilionidae. The record is from RefSeq and is a predicted model, not a curated record. The coding region runs from base 1 to 2274 and encodes 757 amino acids. Gene Ontology annotation, cellular component: endoplasmic reticulum membrane. The transcript is spliced from 17 exons.
AUGGCCUCUGGGAGGAAGGGAACUGAGAGGCGGCAUAACCCAGUGGAAAGCAUCUGUAGGAAAAUCAGAGCCAUCCAAAAGAGGGAAGAGCUUUCCAAUCAGAGUCAACAGAUUAUCAAGUACCAAUCCAGCAGUUUUGAUAGUCCACAGGCUAACACCAGGAAAGAUUUUGAAGGGAUACUGAAGAAAAUGGCUGCUGCUCACAUUCCUACACCCAACACUCACUUCUCAGCUCCUGAAAAAGAUGAUGCACUCAUCUCAUCUCCCCAAACAGGGUCUCCGAGAACCCCAUCUGUCUCUCAGCUCAGCUCCCCUGAGAAUGCAACCUACUCCAUCCUCAAAAGUUCUGAAAACAUCUCAAGGCUGAGAUCACAGAGCUCCCAGAAUUACGGAUCGUUGGUAUCACAGACCAGAAAGCGGGAGUCCUUCUCUAACAAGGAUUUGAAUAACUAUGGGAAUGAAAAUCAUUUUAGUAUCUUAAGACUUGACUUUGAUUCCACCUCUGAUCAAAGCUCUGAAAUUUUUACUCCUCAGGAUUCAGUGGGGAAAAAUUGGUCUCUGAAUGAAGAUGGAUGGAAACUAGACACGGGUGAUGGCAUCAACAGGACCUGUGAAGAGUUCUUCACAAGCGUUUUUCAUGCAUGUGACACAAACUGCAGAGGCUCAGUAAGAAUUGUCAAAAUAAUAGAUUACCUCAGACAAAUAACUAGUCAAGAUUCUAAAGACGGUGGCUUUGAGGAGCUAUGGAACAUGCUUGAUCCUGACAGGAGAGACCUGCAUGUGGAUCUGGAAACUUUCCACGCCAUCAUGAAAGGAUGGAUGGCUUGCUGUAGAAUCAAAUGUGAAGGAGUGAAUAGUGGACCAGGCAGCAGCAUGGAUGAUUCUGCCCUUGACCAGGACAGCAUAAAAUCAGGGAGAGCAAUUAAGAUGAUCACAAAUAUAACAGAGUCUGCAUCAGGGAACUUCAAGGCUUUGGGCGGAGACGUGUCUAGAGGAAUCUUAGAGGUGUCUGACUUGAUUACCUAUGUAGAAGAGCUGCAUUUCAACAAGCAGAAACUGGAAGAGGAAAAUAAUCAGCUCAAGCUGGCAUUGGAAACCUUGGAAGAAGCUAACAGCCGGUUAUCGGAGGACUGUACUGAACUGCGCCUGCAGAUAAAAAGUGCCCACCAGGCUAUGAUGAGAACAAAUCUGUUACAAGAAGAACUAGAGGAACUGAAAACUAGUAUGAGUGCUGCAGAAGAGCAGAAGACCACAAUUGUAGCCCAGAACAAACAAUUAGAGGCAGAAAACCGGGCUCUGAUUCUUAAGGUUCGGAUUCUCCAAGAGGAGAAUACCAAGAAUGUUAUGGAUAUAUAUGCAUUGGAAAAGAAUAUUGAGGAAUUGUCUAAAACUGAGACAGAGCACCAAAUGGAGUUACACGUGUAUGAGAACACUUUGCUUAGUAAAGAUGCAAGUUUGCAGAAGAAAGAUUUAAGUAUAGAAGAACUUAAGUCAACCAUCAUAGAAUAUGGAAGCAUUAUAGAGAAUUUACGAGGGGAAAAAACCAAACUGGCUCAUGAGUUACAGCACUUGCAACAGGAACUCAUCAUGAAUGGGAUCCAGUUGAAUGUUAGUGAAGAACAUAAGAGGAUCAUCUCCGAAGGAGAAAAAUCUUUACGUUGUGAACUCAUUCUUGCUCAGGCUGCAGAGAACACUGAAAUUGAGCAGCAGUGCAGUUUAAUCAGCUUGUCAUCUCUGGACACAAUGAUGGACCAAGAAAUGCUGCUGUCACUGAGAGAACUCGAGCAGAAGGGAGUGGGAUCCACAGCUACUCUCCAGAAGCUGCAUGAAGAUGUUUCUGAAGUGGAAGCCCUCAUUGACAGUCCUCUCCAGUGGGUAACUAGUCCAGAAAUAACUGUGAAGGAAAAGUGGGAGAACAUGCUUACUGAAUUCAAAUAUACCAUGGAAGAGAAACUAAAUUUUUGCGUAUUAAUGCUAAAGAACUUGGGAAACCACAAAGAAUCUCUUGAUAAAGAAUUUGUCAAGUUGAUAGAGAUUUUGAAGAGAUUCGGGCUGGAAUAUUUUUAUUUCGGAAAAGAAUAUCUUUCCAGGCAGAAACAACUAGAAGCCAUUAAACAACUGCAAGAAGAUGCUGUCAACCAGGAAGCCAUCCUCAGGAAGAAGGUCCAAGAAGCCAGUCAACGGCUAGAGGAUGCAGAGGAGCAGGUAGGGCGGCCUUUGACUAUAUUAUAUUUAGGGGAAGGCUCCUCCGAUGUCCUUAAAACCAUGAGAUAAAAAUGGAGAAGGAACAACAACAGAAAGAAAGAAAGAAAAAAAACCCAAAGAGGAACUGUGAAGUUCAGUCCCUGGAGACUAGCAGUUUGCGGAGGAAGUAAAGGGGGCGUUGUAAAAGAGGCGGUGUCAACAGUCUGCUGCGAAAGGAGGCAGCUCUGCAGAAAGAGGCAACUUGACAUAUCAGGGCUGUUAGGGCUGGGGAUAGAGCUGGGGCGCACGAAGCCCAUGCAAACACAGAAUAGCAGAAGUUCAGUGGAGGCUUAUCACUUCCCUGAGAACAAAAGCACAUUUGCAGUUUCCUGUGCAUAAGA